This is a messenger RNA of Anopheles cruzii, 458 nucleotides long. RefSeq names its product peptidyl-prolyl cis-trans isomerase NIMA-interacting 4. Gene Ontology annotation, biological process: rRNA processing. The record is from RefSeq and is a predicted model, not a curated record. Gene Ontology annotation, molecular function: DNA binding; peptidyl-prolyl cis-trans isomerase activity. The transcript is spliced from 2 exons. NCBI's taxonomy places the organism in Eukaryota, Metazoa, Arthropoda, Insecta, Diptera, Culicidae. The coding region runs from base 36 to 449 and encodes 137 amino acids.
GGCAAACAGGAUCAACAAUUGUUUUCAAAACAAUAAUGCCUCCGAAAAAGGAUGCAAAAGGUGGCGGAAAAGCAGCUCCAGCUAAGGGAGCUGCGGGUGGCAAGAAAGGCGGCGGGGGCGGUGGUGAAGAAGGUGCGGCGAAGGAGAAAAAGGGUGGAAGCGCUGUGAAGGUCCGACACAUCCUGUGCGAGAAGCAGGGCAAAAUACUGGAGGCUCUGGAAAAGCUAAAGGAAGGCCAAGCGUUCAAUGUGGUCGCGACCAACUACAGCGAAGAUAAGGCACGCCAAGGAGGGGAUCUCGGCUGGCAGAUACGUGGGGCCAUGGUAGGCCCGUUCCAGGAUGCGGCAUUUGCGUUACCAAUCUCUACCACCAACGCUCCCAAGUACACCGAUCCUCCUAUCAAGACCAAGUUCGGAUACCACAUUUUAAUGGUUGAAGGCAAGAAGUAGCUGCGCUAA